AUGUACGAAGAUGGAAAUAUAAUGGCGCCGCCGCUGUAUCCUGAUCAUAAAAAGAACGAAGAUGAAGAAAAUUCGAGUUUAAAUAUUUACAAAUUCAGAGACAGGCAAGAUAGAUCCGAUUUAUUUAUUAAACCUGCUCCAAUAGGCCGCUUUUCAGAAGUACACUCGCAUAACAUAUUGAUUGAAGUAGAUGAACAGAAACGACAGAAGACUUAUGCCAUACUUCAAGAACCCCGAACUGACUUUCACAGCAACAAGCUCCGCUAUAUUCUCUUAAUUUACACAAACGCUAUGUGGAAAGUGUUUAUUUUAGCAACAAUCUUCUUUGCAUACUUCUUAGAAACAUGUCUCUAUACUUUUAACAAACCACACGAAAGAUCCUUCUGGCUAAUCAUACUUGUGAUCUUUUUGAAUUUUAUGUUCACAAUUGACGUUGUUAUUGUUUUUGGAUUGAAGUUCUUUGAAAAGUGGAGAAAGACACUGAACUUAGUGGAACCGGAUUUAAUGCGUGUAAUAUUAGAUGCUGUCCUGGCAUUACCAUAUUCCUUUAUGUACUUAAUGAUACCUCAGGAAUAUACACCAUUCAGUUACCACGCGAUUGCUCCCAUAAUUGCGACUGUGCGCGUUUAUAGAAUAAUUGAAUAUUCCUAUGGUAAGUCUUCGCAAGCUGGCACAAAUCAAUGGACUACGUUUUUGGCACAGUACCUGGUACUGUUCUUAUUGUCGGUCCAUACUUGGACCUGUAUAUGGUACUUGUUUGCCAAUAAACACUUUGACAUUCAUGAACUACGGUCAUCCUGGUCGGUCGCUACUGUAAAACUUCCUACCGAAACUACUUUUGAUUGGUAUUUUGUUGGCGCAUAUUGGUCUGUAUUGUUUUUUACGACAAACGCACUUGGAGAAAUCUAUCCUGUAACUACAUGUGAGAGAAUAAUAGCUGCAAUCGCUAUUUUGUUAGGAUUUCUAUUGACGACUGUUGUGUUUGUUGGUUCUCUGACAUCACUAUUUAUAACCAUAACGACUAGACGAGCAAAGUAUGUACGGCAGUUGAAGAAAAUUCAAAAUCACUUGACGUUGAUCAAAAUGGAUUCCGAAACAACUAAGCGUAUUAUAAGAUAUUACGACGAUCUUUGGUAUCAAAAAUCGGGAGUUUUCAAACCCAAGCUAAUGAAACUACUACCAGCACCUUUGCAAAUGGAAAUAUGUUAUGACCUUAAUGCGGUGCCACUGUACAGUUCUUUGAUAUUCAGAAAACUUCCGGAAGCAUUCCUUAGAAGACUGUCCGUCACAAUGAGCCACCAGUUUUAUUUACCUGGCGACAUUGUUUAUAAUCACAAUCAAAACAAGACUAUUAUGAUUUGUGUCACAAGCGGCGUCUUAGAACUCUUAUCUGAUGAGGACGACGAAAGCCCAAUGAUAUCAUUUGCUAAGGGCACAUGUUUUGGGGAAAUCUCACUGGUGUAUAACAUUCCAGCCCGAUGUACAGUUAAAGCAGCGACAUAUGUGGAAUGUCAGGUUCUUAGUAAGGCUGACUUUAUUAAGUUGAUGAUUACUUACCCUGAUUUAGUUGCCAAGAUACGGAAAGAACUUAACGAAAGAAUUUACCGAAGCCAUUGCAGAAAACAAAAGCAGGGAAAGGAAAAACAGUUAUCUUUGAAUAUUUAUGUUUCGAAAGAUACAAAAAAAAGCAGCAUUAAAUGUUUAAAGGAUAGACUGCGUUACAUUCAAGGUUUAAGUGACAUAAACAAUUUUACUAAUGACGAUGAACUAGACGAAAAUUGUUUGGAUCUUUACAUAUUAUCGGAACAUGUUAAAAAGCGUAUCAGUGCUUUUACCUGUUUAAAUUCAAAAUUUCCAUGGAUUCUCGAAUCAGAUUGUUAUCUCGUUAAAUAUUGGCAGUUUUACAUGUUAUGCAUUGUAUUCUAUGUGUGCUUACUUUAUCCAUAUUUUAUCGGAUUCAAAAGAGAAUUUCCGAGGGGAAUAUUUUUCUACAUAGAAAUUGUGAUAACAGUCUCUUUAAUAUUAAAUCUAUUUAUUACAAUCGUCACAGCCGUGAAGACUAAAAAGAGAUACAUUAAAAGUUUUAUAAGCAUACUAAACUAUCGGAUGUAUACUAUGGGAUUUUAUAUGGAUGUGUUUGCUAUAAUCCCUUUCGAAUAUAUUGUCACUAUACACACAAAUGCAUCGUACCUGGAUAAUUACAGAAAUCAUCUCUUCUAUUUGUGUAAAGGCACUAAACUUUGUUUAGUGUGGAGAUUAACUAGCUUUUUUGAAGAGUUGGAGAGGAAACUACUUGCAAAUACUAUUAUAGUGAAGAUUGUCAAGUACUGUGUUUACAUUGGAUUUAUAUGUUACUGGUCGGGCGUCAUUUUAUACAUGGAAGCAUGUUUCGUUAAUAGAUGCUCUCAAAAUUCGUGGUUUGCAAAUGCUUUGACAUGGGAAAAUCACAAAAGAAGUGUGACAUCGAGCAAAACAAAAUAUCAUAUUCUAACCUCGACGUAUUUCGCUACUACUACAUUAUUAUCAGUGGGCUACGGUGAUUUUACUCCUGGCGAUCAAUUUGAUAUGGGAUUCGUAGCAUUUCUCAGUUUAUACGGAGUUUUGCUCACUGGAUACUGUGUGUCUGAGUUUUCAGCUGUUGUGACUCAUUGGUCUAGGACUAAGACUGCGUUUUUGGAAAUAAUAAUCACGAUUGAUAGAUUCAUGAAAGAAAACAAGAUGCAUCCGACUAUAGUGUCGAGAAUCAUGUCCUUUUACGAGCUCCAAUGGCAGUAUAACGCGGGUGUCGAACUUACUGGUGAAAAUUGGCUCGAAAAAACCAUAGUGCCUUCAGAGUUACGAAAGAAAGUGCUCCAUCAAGCGCGAUUCAAGACGCUGACUUCAAUUAGGUUCUUCCAAGUGAAAAAUAAAGCUUACAUUCAUACGCUAACAGAAACUGCCAGAGACAUCAUCCUACCACCAGGAGAGAUAGUAUAUUACGGCGGUACCGUUACAAGAGACCUUUAUAUAAUUGAGAGCGGUUAUUGUUUGGUUACAUCUAAGGAGAUGAGAGAAACUAAGAGGGAACGUGUCAAUGGCCCCGGGAACCAUCUGGGUUUAUUAGUGCUUUUGUACGGCGUGCCGGCUGUCAGCACUGUAAUUACUCUGACACAUUGCAAACUUAUAAGCAUCAACCAUUUUGCUUACACAUCCGCGUUGAAUCUAUUCCCGGACAUGAGAGAGCACGACGGCUUACUCUUACCGGAAGAGUUGAAGAAAAUAGAACAAAUAGCAAGAAUGCAAAACACGGACGCCUAUUUCAAGAAUCACAGCCUUCUGACGGAGAAACAGGAUAGGAAAAAGAUAACGAAUAUUUUGCAAGACUUUAUAAAUGAUUCCUUCAUAAACGUUGCGGACGAUUAUAGAAAAAUGGGCGAGAAAUAUAUGAAAUCGUACAAGCAGUUUAAAGUAUUUAACUCUUUGUCACCAUAUUUGUUGAUGCCGAUAGCAAUCAAGCCAGAUGGUGUAUUUCUGAAAACUUGGGCCAUCCUUAGAGUCUGCGCGGCUUAUCUACUCAGCAUGUUGGUUCCAAUUAGCAUUGCUACUGCGCCUACAUGUAAACACUUCAAUGUAGGAAUCGUAGUUUUGGAAUGUUUUUGCUACGUAGAUUUAUAUUUGAUGCUACACGUUGCUUUCUACGGUUCGAAAAAUCAACUUAUCUACCACCCUUACUUAACUGCAAGGAAUUAUUUGAGAAGGACAUUCAUGGUGGAUCUACUCACGUGUUUCCCAUGGUACGCUGUAUGGAAACUCUUUGUUCCUAACCAUGAUGAAAACCACACCCCAGAGGACCAUCUUGUUAACUCUCAUAUGUAUCACUGUCUCAUCAGAAUGGUUAACGUUUUGCAAAUCUAUAAACUAUAUGCGGCAUUUUGGACAGAGUCGAUCGGUGCAUUGAAAAGGGCUUAUUUGAUGAGCGUCGUGCAAUUUCUGCUGCUAACUCUUUUCUUUUUAAAUCUCUAUACAUCAAUACUAAUGACUAUGACAUGCAGAUACGUAGUCGCUUAUGAUAACGAUGAUUUUGUCGACAAGCUUGAGAGAUUAUCCAUGGCUGGGCCGUAUAUGAAAACAACUUAUAACUUAAGAGGAAAUAUGAUUUGUAAAGAAGGUUCCUGGAUUGACAGCGGAAAAAUAUUUACAGACAGCUACCUAUCUCCAGGCAAAGUAUAUUUGCUGGCGUAUUAUUGGACGGCUGCGAGUUUCACCGGCGCGGGUUUUGGUGAUAUCACGGCCCAAGACACCUCCCACAUGCUUCUCUCAAUUUGCAUCAAUAUACAUGGCGUUUUGUUUUUUGGUUACGUGUAUGCACGCAUAGCAUCGUUGAAAGCUAUGGCUGAUCAAGUGGUUACUACAUUCCAGGAGAACUUAAAGCAUUUAGAGCUAUUUUUAAACAAGGAGAAGGUACCAUACUUGUUAAAAAAGUCCGUGAUCGAUUAUUGGAAAUAUCAAUGGAAAAGAACUGGAGGCUGGUCGCACCAAAAAAUUUUAGGAAAACUGCAUGCCAAUUUAAACGAAGACGCAGUUCUGUACAUGUACGAAAAAACUUUAAGAGAAAUACCAUUAUUUGAGGAUGUAGAGUAUUCUUUCUUUAGAGCUUUCGCGAAAACACUCAAGGAGGGAUAUUUUCAAAAAGGCUACAUGGUGAUGAGAUCUAAUGAGGUCAUAAGUAACAUGUACAUUAUUUAUCGCGGCAAAGUGGAUAUUAUCAGUAAUAUUAACGAAGUUGAAGCCUGUAUGGGGCCGGGUGGAAUUUUUGGAAAUAUUCGCGGAGCGACAAGAUAUUUAACUAUGUCUAAUGUAAUAGCUUCUAGAAACAUUGAUUUGCUAUACAUCGAAGGCGCAGAUUUCUAUUCAUUAUUAAAGAGUUUUCCGACAGUGUUGAGAAAAGUUAAAUAUUCGGUGGAUUCGGCGACAAAAGAUUAUGUUUUACCGACGAUUAUGUCCGAAAAAUCUAGCUUAGAAUUAGAAUCGUAUCCCUUAACGUAUGAAGCUGUCGAGGAUGAAGAAGAUGAAAUAGACCCCAACAUAUUCCUGGAUAGUCCUGACAAAAGCGUAGCGGAAUCUCAUGGAUCAAGAUCCAUAACAUCUGGCGACUAUACCGACUACAUUUCUGCUAUUUGGCUAAUAUUUAAACCACAUAGAUGGUUCCGUAGUAGCGUUGUGCCUGAUUCUAAUUGGCUCACUGUUAUUGAUUAUCUAAUUAUGAUUCUUUCAUAUGUUGACUUCAUGAUUCUUGUAUAUCAAAUGGCAUUUCUAUCCAAUGAUUACUUCUUCUACAUAUGCGUUGUGUUCGACGCAAUCUUCUUGUACAAGGCCUUCCUCGACAUACACAGUGGCUACAUGAACAGAUAUGGGGAUUAUGUGCUGAACCCGAAGAAAGUCCGGAAAAUGUACUUUUCGAAGGUAUACCUUCGUAGACGAGACUUUCUAGCCAACUUACCUAUAUCAUACUUAGCUUUCGCUAUGUCUUUGCGACCGUCAGUGCAACAGGCGCUAUUCUGUUACUUGCGAACACCACAGCUAUUUAGAAUAUCGUAUUUGUUCACGUAUCGACAGCAUAGGAAAAUAAAUAUUGGAUCUGCGAACCUGUUUUUAAAAUUAACAACGAUAGCAAUAUGGGCAUCUCUGCUGUCGCAUGUAAACGCUUGUUUAUUUUUCAAGCUGUCUUGCCUUACCCCAGUACAGUGCACAUCCUCUAAUUGGAUAUCCAAAGAAGAGCUGAAUUUACGCGGAAAUUACGCCGAGAAAAACUUCUUCCCGCUCUACAUAGCCUCCCUAUGGUAUAUGAUUAACUUGCUCACAAUAACCGGCACUGGAGAUGUUUCAUCACAAAACGACUUCGAAGUCAUCGAAACUGUAUUCAUAACUAUAAUUAUAAAAUUCUGUACAGGUCUGCUAAUAUCAGAAAUGUCCGCAUUGAUCACCGCGCAUUCGUCAUCGCGUAUUGCGUACGAUUACGGCAUCAACGAGUUGAGGGACGGCUUGCGGGACACCGACUUGAGCGAGCAUCAAAUGACCAAGAUGUGGGACUAUGUGCGCGAACUGUGGAACAGGCAACAGGGGAAACAGAUGCCCAAACUAGUCUACAAUUUACCAUUCCGACUCCGUUGUCAAGUCAUGCAAGCAGUCUACGGGAGUCACAUACGAGAGUCGCUAAUAUUCAGGAAAGCGGACGACGAUUUCAAACGAAUGUUAUCUAUGUGGCUCAAACAUUGCGUGUUCUUCCCUGGAAACUAUAUCGUCCAACGGGGAGACGCUGACCAAUCUAUUUACUUCAUCCAUAGAGGAGAGGUGGAAGUGUUGACAGUACAUCAGAAUCUAACAGAAUCAAUUUACGACAUUUUAGGACCAGAAGACAGUUUUGGUGUUGCUCAGGGUCUAUUUGUGGGCGUGACACACCAUUUCUCCUUCCGAGCACGAACUGUGGUCGACAUUGUGUAUCUUACGCUGGACGAAUGGAAAUACUUGCUCGACUUCUAUCCGUCAUCAGCGAAACUAGUUCAGAGGAAAGUUGAAAAUGUCUACUUAGCUAUUUAAUUAGUAUAAUAAAUAAAAACAACAAUAAUUGU
Messenger RNA from Bicyclus anynana (squinting bush brown), 6608 nucleotides. RefSeq lists its product as uncharacterized. NCBI's taxonomy places the organism in Eukaryota, Metazoa, Arthropoda, Insecta, Lepidoptera, Nymphalidae. Gene Ontology annotation, molecular function: protein-containing complex binding. Bases 1 to 6576 code for a protein of 2191 amino acids. The transcript has 32 exons. The record is from RefSeq and is a predicted model, not a curated record.